AUGAGACUCGCAGGAACCAAAACUUCGGAAAGGGCACGACGUUCAAGGAAGAACCAAUCGCCAGAGUUCACGUUCGACGAAACUACUACUCCGAAAGUUAGCCAGGAGAAGUUUCUUGCAAGGGACCAAAAUAAGAACAAUUUGAUACAAAUGCUUCGUCGUUAUUUUGCAAAUACCGGGAUAAAAGAAGAACAGGCUUUUGAGGAUGCUGACACUCUCAUCGUAACCACAGCAAUUAAAGAAGCAUCGCUCCAUGACUCUGUGGAAAUCGUUGGCGAAGAUAUCGAUCUUUUGGUCCUAAUUUGCGGACUUGCAAUGGAGAAAAAAAAUAUUUUCUUCCACAAACCAGCCAAAGGCAAAACACCGGCAAAAGUGUACUCUCCAAAUUGUUUCAAGCACGAUAAGUCUGUUCUUGAGAAUAUUCUUUUCAUCCAUGCUUUCAGCGGUUGUGACACCACGUCAUCUUUUUAUAACAUUGGAAAGUCGAAGUUCAUCAGCACCCUCGAGAAGAAUCCGAACCUCCGGUCAUCGGUAGAAUUAUUCAAGCAAGAAAAGGUCGAUCCGGAGAUGCUAGCUUGCGCGGGAAAUCUGUUCCUUAUCGCUCUUUAUGGUGGUCGUAAAGAGGACACGACGAUGGAUAUUUUGCGAUUACAUCGCUUCGCAAAAUCAAUGACGACAAGCAAGACGAAUAAUCUUUCACUGCUCCCACCAACGGAAAGUGCAGUCCGCCAACACGUUUUCUGGACAUAUUUACAAGUACAAACGUGGCUCGGAAUUUUUAAAGAUCCUCAAGAAUGGGGUUGGCGACAAACAAAUAACGGGCUCGAACCAAUUUGCACCACAGCCGCACCCGCUCCACCUGAACUUUUGAAACUCAUUUCGUGCAAAUGCAAAGGAAAGUGUGGAGCUGCUUGUGGCUGCAGGAAAGCAGGAAUCCAUUGCUCCGUUAUUUGCCUACACUGCAGUGGACAGACAUGUGACAAUGUCGCCAGAGUCGAAAUUUUAUUCAACGACGAUCACGACGAUGACGAUGAUUACGAUUUUUCGACCGUCACAACAUCAUUUCCUGCGAUUGAAGAGGUUUCAUGA
Messenger RNA from Chilo suppressalis (striped riceborer), 1089 nucleotides. Lineage: Eukaryota; Metazoa; Arthropoda; Insecta; Lepidoptera; Crambidae. The record is from the annotation of a GenBank genome assembly.